Molecule: messenger RNA, 393 nt
Organism: Brassica napus (rape)
Lineage: Eukaryota; Viridiplantae; Streptophyta; Magnoliopsida; Brassicales; Brassicaceae
Product: protein OXIDATIVE STRESS 3 LIKE 2-like
Exons: 2
Coding region: 1-393 (130 amino acids)
Source: RefSeq, a predicted model, not a curated record
AUGGAUAAGUUUAGUUGGUCCUUGUCGUCUUCUUCUCCGAUAGGCAAGAAUAGUGAUGACGAAGGAAGAGAAAAUGAAGCUGAAUCUCCUAACAAAGGUCCUCUAGAUACGAUGGAAUCAAUCGAAGAAGCUUUACCCAUCAGGAGAGGGAUAUCCAAGUUCUACAAUGGGAAGUCCAAGUCUUUCGCCAGCUUAAACAAUACUGAAUCCUUGUCGAUGAAAGAUUUAGGGAAGCCAGAUAACCUUUACAGUCGCCACCGGAGAAAUCUUCUCCGUCACCGGCUUAGUAGUCAAGGUGGGAUCUCGAAGAAACCGCUCAAGGGCAACUUCACGGUGGUCUCUUCCUGCGGCGAUGAUUCGUCUUCAGCCUCUCAUUUAAAACAUCAGCAUUGA